AGAGACAGGCAGAGAGACACGCACAGAGACACGCGCAGAGACACAGUCACACUGUGUGUCCACGGCGGAGCCUCAGUGCGUUUGCGCUCCUCCGGCGGCUGAACGCACAGCGCGGAGUCCAGCGACGAGCCGCCGCUGACGGCGGAGGAUCUCCAGGACGCGUCGGACCGCUGCGGAAAAACUUGCGAUUGUUUGAUUUUUUUUCUCUCCUCAAACUGAAGACUUUGGUGAUGCGGAUCGACUCCGAGGCUGCGUGAACUGCGGUUUUCCUCAUGUGGGAGCAGUUUAAUGUGCUCUUCAUCCAUCUGUUUCAGAGGAUUCCUCCUGUCCUCAGUGGCGAUGGGUUCUGUGGUGUCAGGCUGGAGGUCGUGUCUUCUCCUGCAGGCAGCCGUUCUGCUGCUGCUCAGCAAGGGGGAGAAGAUGUGCCCUGCGAGUUGUCGCUGCGAAGGAAAGAUUGUUUACUGUGAAUCCGGCAUCUUCCAAGGCAUCCCAGAAAACAUCACCACGGGAUGCCAAGGUCUGUCUCUGCGCUAUAACAACCUGCUGGUUCUGCUGCCCUACCAGUUCGCUCACCUCAACCAGCUCAUCUGGCUGUACUUGGACCACAACUCCAUCACUGCCGUCGAUGCGUUAGCCUUCCACGGCGUGCGCAGGCUCAAGGAACUGAUCCUCAGCUCCAACAAAAUAAGCCUCCUGCACAACAAGACCUUCAGCGCCAUCCCAAACCUGCGAAAUUUAGACUUAUCCUAUAAUCAGCUGCAGUCUCUGCAGCCGGGGCAUUUUUAUGGUCUGCGCAAGCUGCAGAAUCUCCACCUUCGAUCGAACGGACUGAAGCAGAUCCUCAUCCGGACCUUUCUGGAGUGCCGCAGCCUGGAGUUUCUGGACUUGGGUUACAAUCGCUUGCGGAGUCUCACCCGCACAACCUUCUUAGGGCUGUUCAAGCUGAAAGAACUUCAUUUGGAGCACAAUCAGUUUUCCAGGAUUAAUUUCUUCAUUUUCCCUCGCCUUACCAACCUCCAAGCUCUUUAUUUGCAGUGGAACCGCAUACGAGCCAUCAACCAAGGUGUGCCCUGGACCUGGCACAAGCUACUGAAACUGGAUCUGUCGGGGAAUGAAAUCCAAAUCUUGGACCCGGCGGUUUUCCAGUGUAUGCCGAACUUACAAAUACUCAACCUGGAGUCGAACAAGCUGAGCAGCGUGCCUGAGGAAGCCGUGGGCGCGUGGACGUCCCUCACCACCAUCAGCCUGGCAGGUAACGCCUGGGACUGCAGCCCCAGCAUCUGCCCUCUCAUGGGCUGGCUCAGACACCUCAGAGACUCCAAAGACAUCAGUAUGAUAUGCAGCAGUCCCAAGUCGGUGCAGGGUGAGCGAGUCACGGAUGUGGUGAGGAAUCACUCGACCUGUGCGGACGUGUCAAACGUGUUCUCAACAACCGCGCUCAGCAUCCUGACCUCAGCCCAGGCCGCGAACGUCACGUCUGCCCUCUCUCCCUCUGGUGCCACCCAGCUGACUCGUACCGAGUCACCUGUUCACAGUUUAAGCCCUUCACCUGUGCAUCCUACUGGGACAGCAGAGGCCACAAACAUGAGCCCCACGUCCCCCCCUGAGCCCCCCACGUCGUUUAUCCCAGAGCCGCACUUCGAGCAUAUGGCUUUCCAUAAAAUCAUUGCGGGCAGUGUAGCCCUGUUCCUGUCAGUGUCAUUGAUCCUUCUGGUUAUUUAUGUGUCGUGGAGGCGCUACCCCAACACCAUGAGGCAGCUGCAGCAGCACUCAGUCAACCACAAGCGCAGGAAAAAGGCCCGCAAGCAGGAGCAGGACCUAAACACUCAGUUGCAAGAGUACUAUCUGAGCUACCAUUCGAACUCGGAGACGAUGGACUCGCUGGUGAACGAGACGAGGCCGUGCACGUGCACCAUAUCAGGAUCCAUAGAGUGUGAGGUCUGAGCCACCUUAAACACUCUAAAACUGCAGUUGCUAAGCAGAGAGGUAAAUGGGUUUUUCUUUCCGUGAGAUUAAGUGUUUUAUCUCUAAUGUGAGAUGAUAGAUUCUGCGGCUCUGAAGGAAAUACUUGGGGGCAUAUUACAAUAUAAUUACGUGCACAGAGAAGAAGACAGGAACGGAGAGAUAUAUUUGGAGCUAAUUACCACCCCCGACUGACACGAGGACAGGCAGUGGCGGGGUCAGCCAGGUUAGCUGUGUAUCGUCUAAGGUAACGACUGGACCUCCACGGCGGUGGACGUCUGCCCAAACUGAACUUAUUCUUAGUAAAACUCUAGAACAAAUGAACCAACGAAGCCACUUUUUACUUGCUAGUUUUAAUUUUUUAUGUAAUGUCAUGCAUUUAGGAUGUGUGUGUCUUUGUGUGUGUGUGUGUGUCGAGUGAAGUGUGGCACCUUGUCCUCGCUGAUACCACCUGGACUACGAUGUGCAGCAGUCUGAAGCCGCACUUCCACUGUGACGAGCCCUUUUAACAUUUAAGCAGCGACAGCCAGCAUGUCUAUACUGUAAUCCUGACUAGUUGCAAAUCUAACUAAAGAUAUCUACAGCUCAUUUGUCACCAGUCGAAAUGCCUGACAUCGACAUCUGAUAUCCGUGACCUAACUGAAACUUGGCCUAACCGUUGAUUUUUAUUCGAACAGUUACAGACUCUACAGGUCAGUUCUGUAGUAGUAGUAACGGUCGGCGUAUCCGUAACGUAGCAGCUCUCACUUCCUGUCGACACACAUCACGAAUGAAAUUCUACACGUCUUUAUAACUCGUCAGAACUGACUUUUAGAUAUCAUAAGGAAAUUGUCACAUAUCAGGAAUGGUUCGACACGUUACACACAUGGUGAGAAAUCAGUCACACUCCUUUUUCGACAUGUGAAAAUUCAACAGUACGUACGUCAAAUACUUCUCAAAAGCAGCUACUGAUGUCUGUAUUUCUGAUCAGCUUUGGCUACGUGUCAGUAGCUUUCCGGACAUGUCAAAGCAACACUUUAAGAGGUCGAAAUCAGAUUCUGGCUCAGCCGUCAGGUUAAAUGUUAAAGGGGUUUUCCAAACGUCCACAGGCUGCGGAGGGACGGCCCGAAGGGAGCAUCUCGUCCUCAGAUCUUCUGCAUGAACUCACUGUCCUUCCUGAAGAUGCUUCUCCCUCGUAUUUAACCAUCAGCUCUAAUCGAUGAUGGAGUCGUGGCAGAAGUUAAACUGACUGUAUUUAAAUCUCACGAGUCUAAUCUCAGGACUGACGUGUCAGAAGUGAUGGUUUUCAUAAAGACUUUUCUACUGAACCCUCCUUCCAUCCCGGUGAUGCUUUGUUUUGUGUACAGACAUGACAGUGUGGGUACCUGACGUUCUAUGUGAUAACGACUGUAUAAUUAAAGAAACACUGACAACCUG
Scatophagus argus is the source of this 3378-nucleotide messenger RNA. RefSeq names its product leucine rich repeat transmembrane neuronal 4 like 2 (gene lrrtm4l2). The record is from RefSeq and is a predicted model, not a curated record. The transcript has 2 exons. Bases 289 to 1944 code for a protein of 551 amino acids. Gene Ontology annotation, cellular component: plasma membrane. Gene Ontology annotation, molecular function: protein binding. Lineage: Eukaryota; Metazoa; Chordata; Actinopteri; Scatophagidae.